AUGCCGUCGCGUAGUAUCCAAUCGGUUGGUUCCGAUGAGAGUGUCGUGAUAACCGGAGUGUCCGGUCGUUUCCCGCGUGCGAACAAUGUUGGCGAGUUUGCUCGCAGUUUGUACGGAAAGGAGGACCUCGUGGAUGACCUGGAGACCCGUUGGCAACACACGAUGCAGGACGUUCCACGGCGUACCGGGAAGAUCGGAAACAUGGAGAAGUUUGACGCAGACUUCUUCGGAGUCAGUCGGAUCGAGCGGGACACGAUGGAUCCACAGGUGCGCAUGACGAUCGAGCAUGUCUACGAGGCUGUGCUUGACGCUGGAUUGAAUCCAUUGACCCUGCGAGGUUCGCGGACCGGGGUAUUCAGUGGAGUGUGUUUCUCAGAAACUGAAGUGUGCAUGUACUACAGAGCGUGUCCUCCCAAGGGGCUUGGUUUGUUGGGGUGUGCCAAAUCGCAGAUUCCCAAUCGUGUUUCUUACUUGCUAGAUCUAAGGGGACCUAGCUAUGUGCUGGACACUGCUUGUAGUAGCUCAAUGUACGCCUUGGAUGUUGCGUACCGAAGUAUGAUGAACGGCGAAUGCGAUGCGGCAAUUGUAACGGGGGCUAAUCUAACACUGCAUCCCUUCAUUACGUACCAGUUUGCAAUGUUGGGAGUCUUGGCAAAGGAUGGAUAUUGUCGGCCUUUCGACAAAGACGCAACGGGAUACACGCGUUCAGAAGCCGUCUGUGCUGUAUUUCUACAGAAAGCAAAAGAUGCGAAGCGUGUUUAUGGUCACAUAAUUCAUUCAAAGACCAAUUGUGACGGAUUCAAACCGGAAGGAAUAACUUAUCCUUCAGGAUCAGUUCAACAACAGUUGCUAACUGAGUUCUACAACGAGGUAGGAAUAAGUCCUACAGAGGUCGACUAUGUAGAAGCACAUAGCACUGGAACGUUUGUAGGAGAUCCAGAAGAAUGUGACGCUAUAGAUAAAGUGUAUUGCACUGAACGAACCGAUCCCCUGCUUGUGGGGUCUGUAAAAUCCAGUAUUGGCCAUACGGAAGCUUCAGCAGGAGUAUGCUCCAUCACAAAAUGCAUUAUCGCCAUGGAGAAUGGCCUUAUUCCUCCAAACAUCAAUUAUACUGAUUACAGGCCUACCAUUCCGUCUUUGGUUGAAGGUCGUUUGAAGGUUGUUACAGAUGCAAUGCCACUUUCGGGCCCAUUGGUUGGUAUCAACUCGUUUGGAUUCGGAGGAGCAAAUGCUCAUGCUUUGUUAUGUCGCAAUUUGAAAGAGAAAGUUAAGAAUGGCGUUCCAGACGAUGAUCUUCCAAGGUUGGUCACAUGGUCAGGAAGAACCAGAGAAUCUAUUGAAACUAUGCUUUACGACAUUGGCCAGCGUCCGUUGGAUGUUGAAUUCAUUGCUCUUCUGUUUAACAUUCAGCAGCAGCCUACUCCUGGUCAUCGGUAUCGAGGAUUUGGUAUUUAUCAGAAGAAUGGAGAUCGUCCAGCUGUACUACAAACAUCAUCCAUCGAUCGAGUGAAGCUUGAUGCCAUUCCUGUGGUUGCUGUUUUCGGAGGAAUUAACAUCAACUGGAGAAAAGAAUUAGAUGCUCUGCGGCAAUUCUCUGUAGUAGAAGAUACAUUUGUUAAAUGCAGCGGAAUUCUACGAUCGCUGAAGUUCGAUUUGCACAAAAGAUCGUCAGGAAGAGAAAGCAUAUUGUACAAUAUGGUUGGAUCGACCAUUCUUCAGUUGUCUAUCGUUGAUUUGCUGAGCUCGAUUGGAGUGAAGUUUGACUUCUAUGGAGGACAUUCCAUUGGCCAAUUCACUUGUGCAUACAUUGACCACAAUUUGAACCUAGAACAAGUUCUUCGUUUAGCUUUCUGGCAUGGAUUAGUGUUUUCUGACUGUCAUGCGGUAUGUGAUCGUACUGCGUUCGUACAAAUCAAUUCACAGCUGAAACAGCUUCCUUUGGAGAAUCUUAUCAAGGAUAGUGCAACCAACUUUGGUAUUUUGAACGCAAAUGAGAAAGUAAUGGUGGAACAGAUUCGUCAACUGAAGUCGUCCGGUUUGAUUGCUGAAGAGUUAUCGUUUUUGGAUGUGCAUGCAGAUUCAACGAAAAGUUCAUCGCUUGCAAAUAAACUACGACAAACCGUGAAUACCGUUUUGAGCAGAACCAUUUUGCCCAGUGAUAAAUGGAUUACUUCAGCAUUGCCUCAGACGUCUUCUAUAUUCCAUUCACCGAAACUGCACGAUGUUACAUCUAUAGUUAAUUUGAUUGAGAAUAUUCCGCAUCAUUCACAUAUCGUAGAGUUUGGCAGCUCACAAUCGUGUGAGAAUGUGCUUCGGUUUUUAAAUCAUAACUCGAGUUACAUUCCAUCUGGAUCUACCGCAUCGGAUACGAUCAGUCAAUUGUUGUGUCAAAUAGGACAGUAAGUGUUU
This is a messenger RNA of Aedes aegypti (yellow fever mosquito), 2409 nucleotides long. Its product is annotated as fatty acid synthase-like. Gene Ontology annotation, molecular function: 3-oxoacyl-[acyl-carrier-protein] synthase activity; fatty acid synthase activity. The record is from RefSeq and is a predicted model, not a curated record. The transcript is spliced from 2 exons. Lineage: Eukaryota; Metazoa; Arthropoda; Insecta; Diptera; Culicidae. Gene Ontology annotation, biological process: fatty acid biosynthetic process. The coding region runs from base 1 to 2403 and encodes 800 amino acids.